This is a messenger RNA of Diachasmimorpha longicaudata, 4544 nucleotides long. RefSeq lists its product as uncharacterized. Bases 1193 to 2059 code for a protein of 288 amino acids. The transcript has 4 exons. Lineage: Eukaryota; Metazoa; Arthropoda; Insecta; Hymenoptera; Braconidae. The record is from RefSeq and is a predicted model, not a curated record.
UCAUACACCAGCCUCCCGAGACAUCACAUCACGAGACAGAUCUCGUUGUGCGAUCUAUCAUAGUCGUGUUCUAUUAAGCGUAUCAAUUUUUUUAGAAACAGUAAAGCUUGACACCCGCUCAAUUAAUUUCCCGAUUUUUUUUUAAUUUCACCCCCGAUUUCUCGGCAAUUUCUCAACGAUUGUUGUAACCAUAAUUUUUAUUAUUUGUUGCCAUCAACGCUUCUUCACAUGGGUAAUUUGUUCUCCAUUGAGAGCUGUUCGUUUUUCGUUGAGACAAUUGGAGUGAAACUUUGGGAAAGACCCAGUGAAACUUGUGACUCCUGACUGAAAAACUUCAACAAGUGCCGAUGUUUGAAUUUUCAUGUUUUUUUAAUUUUACUGACAUUUUUUUAAUGCCAAACUUUUAUUAGGCGUUUUGUUUAUAUUGCCUAUUUAUUUACUGAGGAAGCUUUCACGUAAUUGGAUUUAUUUAUCGUACGGUCUCGUUCCUCCGCUGUUUACUUUGAACUUGUAAAAAUUGAGUGAAAUUUUGAAAAAUAAAAAUUCUGAUGUUAUUCUAAGUUUGAAGCAUAUGGUGUGUCUCCAACUUUCGUUAUUUGUUUGUAAAGUUGUUGACAUUAUUGUUUUCAAUCUCCGUAACGUUUUUUCCUUCAGCUUCGAAAAUAACUUGAACUUUUGAAAAAUACCGAGUGGAAGUUGUGCGAAACUCGUGACUGAUCUCUUGAGUUCUUUUUCUGUUGAAUUAACCGAAUAAAAAAAAAAUCAACAAGUGCUGAUGUUCUGUGAAAUAUACCAACCAUAAACUUUAAUCGUAAAUUGCCCGAGUUUUUUCAAAGUGGUGAAUAGGGUGGAUAGUGGGGUUGAGUGACAGUGGGAUAACGGUAAUGGGAGUAAAGGAGAAGAAGAAGAAAAAACAAGAAAAUCGUCAACUGUCGAGUGAGGUGGUGGGGGCGAGCCCUCAACUUUAAGAUUAAUUAAGUCGUGCCAAUUAGUUUCAGCUGGGAAUGGAUUUGACCAGUACGCUAAACCAAGAAGUUUAAAAUUUUCGUGGAAUAAAUUCAACUGGAGCGAUAUCAACGAGAGCUUAAUUUCCCAAUCAACAAAGUUUUUAUUAAUUGAAACAUCAUGUUCUGAGGAAUUAUCAAGCACAUAUUGUGAUGAGUAUUUAGUGACAGACAAUUGUCGGACUGAAAUGGAACUUCAACUACUUGGACUAUGCAUUCUCACCUUCAUAGCAACAGGGGAAUCCGUGAAGAUUGUCCAACUAAAUAUGCCGACAGUAGUGGAUCCACGACAAGAAAAAGUAACGUUACGUUGUGACUACGAGUUGAGCUCUGGUGAGACACUUUACCAGGUCAGGUGGUACAAAGACGGUAACGAGUUCUUCAGAUAUGGACCAACAUUCAACCCUCCGGGUGAAGCCUUUAAUGUGACUGGGGUACGAGUUAGCAGAGAGGACAGUAACGACAGAGUUGUUGUACUGUUUCAACGUACCAAUAUGCAAUUAAAAUUGGAAACGGCUGCGGGAAUUGGAGGUACAUACGCCUGUGAAGUGAUGGCAGACCGUCCAUCAUUUGACACAAAGUACGAUCUGGGAAAUUUAACUGUUGCCGUACUACCACAGCAAAAUCCAGCCCUCGGGGGCCUUCGUUCUCAUUACCAACUUGGGGAUGUACUCGACGCUGAAUGCACAUCGGCGCCCAGUUAUCCAACCGCUGAGCUAACUUUUUAUCUCAACGAUAUUCAGGUGAAAAAAGCACUGACAAGACAACUUCCAGAUUCGGGGCGCGUCGAUGGCAACGUCGUUUCGACAACUCGCCUCGGCUUGUCACUGGCACUACAGCGGCAAUACUUUAACGCAUCUGGCAGCCUGAGUCUCACGUGCAGAUCAAUCUUACCGGGUGUACCAGGUGCAUUACACCGUGAUACUAAGGUCGUCGUAUCACUCAGAGCUAACAAUGAAAAACUCGCUCAAGAGGCACCAACAGAUUCCACCGCUCAUGUAUCAAUUGUUAAUUCAUUACUUCUUUUUACCGUUGCAUUGGCAAUCAUACGUUGACGACAUUUCCUUUCGCUGAUUGGAAAGUCAUUGUACUACGGUUUAUCCUUUCCCAAAAAUUUCACCAAAAUUUUCAGGUGAUUAAAUUCAGAAGUUCAGUUUUUCGGAGGAACUACCUUAGCUCAUAAUUUAUUUCGGCUCUUGGGUUCACUGAGUGUAUUAGAAAAAAAUGUAUUCACCAAUGCAAACUUCCAGUGAUUAUCCGUUAAUGCUCUUACAAUUUAUUAGCAACUCGCAUAUACGGUAGAUAAUCCUAUUCAUCAGGGUCACAAAUAAUAAAUACAUCAUGGUUCAGCUACUUUGAACAUCGCACAAAGCUCCCACACUGAUUAAUCUCUUUAUCACUACAAUGAGUUGGCCGAACUCUAAAUACUUCAAUCUGCAUUAUGAUCCCCAUACACCAUAAACGUGUCAUAUUGUUUUUAAUAAAAAUCGGAGGGAACAUAAUUUCGAGAAGAUUUACCCUCUUCAUUGGAGGGAGACGUAAAAAACGUCCGUAAUACCGGAAAAUGAAAUGGUCGGUUUUUUUUUUCAUGAAAAAGGAGAAACUCAAAGUUCUCCGAGUCCUCUGCUCCCAGUUGAAUCCGACGGAUUCAACCUUUUACGGCUUCUGGAUUUGCAGAUAGCCUACGUUGCCAAAUUGAAAUUGACACACUGAGCAUUCGUUGCUCAUGCGCAUUCAGGUAUUCCUGUAAUUACAAUUUAUCCUCUUCUUUUCAUGAGAUCACUCGGUGCAUUAGGCUAUUUCUAUCUCAUUAACCGGAAUUUCAUUAUCAUCAACCUUUAUUGAACAAUCUGUAUCAUUCUCGUUAACUAAUUACUUGGGUAAAUGAAACUGACGGUUGUCGGUGGGUGUUGUGUGGAGGAAAAUUGAACCGGAAAUUUAUUCAUAUUUCAUCCAUUAUUCAUUGAAGUUUGAUAAUUAUUCAUUUUUAGAGGCUGAAAAUUGGGCCGUUCCACGACGAUUUUUUCCAUGUUUACAAAUAGCAAUAGCAUAAAGACCCUUUGGGUAUUUUGCAGUAUAUUUACUGGUCAGUAAUAUCUAUCUAAAGAUGUCUCCCUAAGACAUGCUGAUGCUGAAGGGAUUUUUGCGUAGUUAAUGAACGUUCUUCACCCAAAAUUUUUUUCUCGGUCAUUUUUUCACAGACCCCCUUUAUUUCAAUAAAAAUAUUUAAUUAAGAGCGUUAAUUAGCAUACAUCGGAUAUAAAAUACUCGAAACAAGUAAAAUUAAUCGAAUAAGCAGUUUCCCGAGCGCAUACGUGACAAUGCAAAUGAAACAUUUAAAAUUGAACAAACUUCACUGGCAAUUUUUACCGCGAAAAAACAACAUUUUCAAAUUAUCUCUUUGAGGUAAUGUAGAAUUGCUUAAAAUGCAGGAUAAAAGGGAGACUUGCUGUUAUAAUCCAUGCAUAUGCAUGAGAAAUGUAAUUAUGUACAAUCGUGAAAGGGAAGAACGCAUAGGGGUACACUGAGGUGAGAGGGAUAGGGGGUGGAUGGGAAUGGAUGAAGGGAUAGAAUGGGAAAUAUACAUAUUGAAAGGUGUGAGUUAGCCCAGAAGGCGGUAUGUAGAGACAUGUAUGUAUCAAAGCAGUGUACAUAGUGCUUUAGCUGUUGGAAUAUGGGGGAAUACCAGUUGGCAGCCAGUGGAAUUGUUAGCCUCUGGCUGUUUAACUCUGUAGCCCAUGUGCACACCACUACCUAUUCAACCAAGGGGGGCCCUCUUGACUCACUCGACUGGACUUCUAACUUGCCCAAGGCUCAGCUCACAAAGCGGUAUUGCUGUUUGGGUAUUCCGAAUACUGUGAAAAAUAUUCGCUAUCCAAUUGUGCACAACUGUGGCUGCUGGAGAGAAAUUUUUUAAAAAUAUUCUAGUGCCAACACGCGCUGGUAAAUGUUCCGUUGAAAUUGUGCAACAUUUUGGAGGCCUUUCCCGACACACUAGGCCUUUAUAUUAGAAAAUCCUGAGUGAUUAACAAUUUUUUAAAGCUGAUGAGUUAUGUGUUCGUUCAAUUUUCUACUCAAUAGCUGAUUUUUACGAGGCACAUUUUUUUAUCGGUUUUUAUUUCGCGGAUCACGUUUCGGGACGUAAUUGUUAGGUUUUUUUUUGAAUUUUUAUUGAAUUUUUCCGCUACGGGUGGUGCCAAAAAUCACAAUCAACAGGCAUUUCUGGGGAUUUCGAUGACGUCCUCACAAAAAUGCAGAGGAGAAUUCAUGUUUCUGCAAUAAAAUUCUCAGUGGCAGUGAUCGCCAUUUUGACGCCCUUUCUAUUAUGGUCCUAGAAUUCCUCUAAAAAAAUUCUCUCUGCGUAUAUUCACCGAUGAUUUUUACCGGCUAUUCUAGGUCUUAGUAAGUACAAAUUUUUUAAUAAUUGAGUUCUUCUUUGGAAAGUUUUUCACGUAAUUUUGAAAAUUUUCGGAGUAAUCUUUAUUGUGUACAUAAUCAAUGUAAUCAAUUCUGUUGAAUAAAUUUUUAGUUAAUAAAGAA